AUGGAAGACGGUGAAAACUCUGAGCAACAAAGCGCACAGCCUACGCGGCUACCUUCAUUGAGCUUAUCGCAGCCACAAAUUCCAGAAUCGUCGAGUGCAGCGACACAGCAGCAACAGCAGCAAUCACCACAACCACCCCAACCACAGCCCUCUGGCCCAAUAAAACCUUCUAAGCUAAAAUUAACAAUACCUGCUCAUCUUAAAGAGGAAAAAGCUCAAAAGGAUGCACAAGCAAAGCACUUGAGAAGAGGUGGUAGAACACGGCAAUCUGCUGGAUUCUCAGGUGGUUCUAAAGAUGAUAGUGAUCGCUAUAAGCCACCUAAAUUUAAAUCAAAUUUAAAGCUUAAAGUGAAGCAACUCGGUGAAGCACCAACUGGUCCCGCUGCGUUUUUGAAUAGCUAUGAUAGAGAAUUAGACUCUGAUGAUGAGGAUUUACACAUUGAAGAGCAAUUCGUACUACGUAUGCCCGAAAAUGACGCUGAUACAGAUCGAUUGAGAGACAUGGUACAGAAAAGGGACGUUCAAGACGACGUUUGGUUUAAAUUUAAAGAUAGCAGGAGAGCUCAGUUUCAUAUUGGCGAGAAGCUUAGAUCUGCAAAGCUAGUUGACUUACCUACGAUCAUUGAAUCACAGAAAACACUGGAUAACAAGCAAAUGUUUAAGAUUGCUGAUAUUUGUCAAAUGUUGGUUGUUGGAGAUGAAAUUCAGCCAGAUGCACCUGAAACUAAAGCUUUUAACACCAACGAGUAUGUUUAUCCUCAUGGUAUAACACCACCUAUGAAGCACGCGCGUAAGAGAAGGUUUAGAAAGCGUGUUAAUCGUCAAACAAUUGAAACUGUCGAAGAAGAAGUUGAAAGAUUACUUACGCAAGACGCAAAGUCUGAUAAGGUGGAAUAUGAUGUUUUAGAUAGAACAGCAUUCGAAGCAGAGAUUGCACAAGAUGAAUCUGAAGCUGGUACACCAUAUCCAUACCCUGAAGAAAGCUUUAACGCAACACCACGUGCAGAGUCAGAAGUUGGCAGUUUGAUGGGUGAUAGAGAAGAAGAAGAAGAGGAAGAGGAAGGAGGCGAUCUUGAUAUGGAUCUUGCUGCUGAAAUUGAUAAAGAAAUGGAGAAUCAAGGUAAAGAUGAGGAUGAUGAUGAUGAUGAUGAUGAGGAUGAUAGUAGUAGUGAAGAAGAAAUUGAAGAAGAAGAAGAAGAAGAGCAAGAAGGAAAUGUAGAUAAUGUGACUAUGGAACUCGCAAGGAGAGGAAAAUUGUUAAACGAGGAGAUUAGGGAUGUUGAGACAGCGCUUUCAAAGAAGAGAGCGGAAACAGCAACAACAGGGAAUCCAAUCAUCAAGAGGAGGUUUGAAGAUGCUUUACGGAAAUUGCAAGCAGAUUUGGAUGCUAAGAAGCAGCAAUUGGAUGACAUACACGAAGAGAGGAGAAGGAUAAUUGAGGAGAAGAAGGCGGAAGAGGAGAGUGAAGUGAUUAGGGCGAAUGAAGUUGUUGAGGAAUCAGAGCCACAGCCAGAGCAGACACAAGUAGCGCCACUACCAGAACCAGAGCCAGAGCCAGAGCCAGCAGGACAAGAGCAAGUAACAAUGGAAGUAGAUAAAGCGUUAUUUGAAGUUUAA
Messenger RNA from Wallemia ichthyophaga EXF-994, 1617 nucleotides. Its product is annotated as Transcription initiation factor TFIID subunit 7. NCBI's taxonomy places the organism in Eukaryota, Fungi, Basidiomycota, Wallemiomycetes, Wallemiales, Wallemiaceae. Gene Ontology annotation, cellular component: transcription factor TFIID complex. The coding region runs from base 1 to 1617 and encodes 538 amino acids. The record is from RefSeq and is a predicted model, not a curated record. The transcript is spliced from 2 exons. Gene Ontology annotation, biological process: RNA polymerase II preinitiation complex assembly; transcription initiation at RNA polymerase II promoter. Gene Ontology annotation, molecular function: RNA polymerase II general transcription initiation factor activity.